Molecule: messenger RNA, 2688 nt
Organism: Tetrahymena thermophila SB210
Lineage: Eukaryota; Ciliophora; Oligohymenophorea; Hymenostomatida; Tetrahymenidae
Exons: 7
Source: RefSeq, a predicted model, not a curated record
AUGGCAAGUUAACAAGUCUCUGAUUAAAUUUUUUAAAAUUUAGAUGGUAUUAAUCCAAGUUAACCUUAAAGAGUUUAAAACGCCUAACCAAUAAUGGUUAAUCAAUCAUUAGUUAGAAGAUAGCCCAGUUAAGAAAGUGAGCCUUAAAGAGUCUAAGAUAUUUCUCCUUAGUAACCUAUAGUUGAUUAAGCUCCUAUAUAAGAAUAGUAGUAACAGGUAAUUGUGAAUUAACCUGUAUUAAAUAAACCACCCAGUUAGGAUAAUAGUUCGCUUAACAUUGGAUUUGUCCCUUAAGUAGAAUAAUAAUAACCUAAAGUACUGAAGAGGACACAGUAAGUUUAAAAUAUACCUGUUGCCUCUUAAUAAGAAUCUAUUGAUAAAGUAAAAAGUGAUAAAACUUAAGAAAAUCUCAAGCAACCUAAAAUAGUUUAGAAUGAAAAAGAAGAUAUUAAAAUAGCUUAAAAAUAACCCACAAUUACUUCAGAUGAUGAGGAAAUCGAUGAAAAGGAGAAAGUUUAAGAAGAAGAAUAUGUUGAUUUAGGUUUUAAAUAUCCUCAAUUUGAAAAAUUAUGUAAGAUUGAAGGAUUCUUUGAAUAGAAAUUUGGAUUAAAGGACAAAGAUUAUUUUAAAAGGAAUCAAUGUAAGUUUGAUUAAGUGAAUAGAAUUUAAAUAGCUAAAGAUGAAAGUAAUAAUUAAAAAGAAUAAACAUAAAAAAAAGAAAAAAAUGAAUAAGAUGAAAUGGAUUCAUAUUAUUCUAGUGAUGAUAAUGAAGAAGAAUAUGAAGAGACUCCUACAUAAUUAGAAGAAGGAGAUGUUUAUGUUUAUCUUAAAAUAGAUAAAGUAAAUUUAAAGAAGGAACUAAUUAAUUGGACUAAUGAUUAAAGUUAUUAAACUAUUUAUCUUAAAUGUCAAGAUACAAUAGAUUCCUAUGUAACUGGCUAGCUGAAAGAAUAAGAAUCUAAUACUCUUUCUUAUUCUAUUUUUGACUCCCUUUAAGUUAAGGUUUAAAAAGAAAUCAUUAGUUAGGGUGUCAUUAGCUAUGCUCAAAUAGGAAUUUAUGAUGAGCUUAAAAAGCUUGUUGCUGUAAUUAAAUCUAAAGAACCAUAAAUAGAAUUUUAAAAUGUCUAAAAGCAGCAAAUCAAUAUAUUUAAGACUUCGAUUGUAGACAAAAAGAUACAAAUCGAUGAAAAUACUUCAGCUGGAGAAGCUUAGAUAGAAGGAUAAUUUGCUUAAAAAAGAUAUAAUGUUAAAAAUUAAGUUAAAAUAUAUAAUUUAAGAAUUAAAUUCGAUGAAAAUUCAAUUGUUAAUUUUGAUAAAAAUAGUAGCAAAUCAUAUUUUUUACAAAUAGGAGAUUCAUUAUAAUAAAAAGUUCAUUAGAUUAAUAAAAGUGAAGAAGAGAUAAGCUUAAUCGAUUUUUAUUUACAAUUUUACCCAAAAGAAUCAAUUGCAAAGAUUUCGCUCAUCGAAUUAGACAUUGAAUUAAAUACUUAAAAUAUAGUAGGAAAAGGAGAGCUUUCUUUAAGAAUUAAUGCAAAAGACAUUCCAAUAGAAAUAAAUGAUUUUGAAAAACAUGUGAUGACUGUUCUAGUAGAUGUAGAGUCUCCUUACAGUUAAUAUGAAUUAGAAAACCUGAGUAAAAAGAGUUCUAUUUUGCUUAAUAAAUCUAUAGAUUCUAAAAUAAAUAAUUCUAAACUAAUAUCUGAUUCUAUCUAUUAGAGUCCUUAAAAUUACAAUCUUAAGUAAUAUAGCUAAGAGACAAAAAUGCAAAAAAGUAUAUCUUUUAGAGGUAUUGUAUAGCCUGUUAAUGACUUUGUUAUUCAGAAUGAUUCAAAGCUAUCUUUAAAUUUAGGAUAAACUCCAAGACCUGUUAAACUAAAACCUCUAAAUAAUGUCUAAACUCCAUAAGAAAGAAAUAUAAAAAAAGAAUUCUUUGUAGAUACUGCCAUACCUUUAACUAAAAAAAGUUCCUUAAUAUCUUUGAAUUCCAAAAAAAUUGAUUUUAACAAGCCUAGAGAUUUAAAUACUAUCAUGAAGUCGUAUAACAUAAAUAAUGGUUUGGUAAAAAAUCAAAGUUCUAUAUAGUUGAGGAAACAAUAUAAUACCCCUUCACCAUUAAAUGAUUUAGGAUUGAAUAAAGUUCCAUCUAAAGUAUUAACUGUUAAAUCUAGCAUAGAUAGCUCUAAGAACUAUAAUAUAAUUAGUGGGUAAUCAGGUCAAAUGCAAAACAAGCAGCAAAUGAAUGAUAACUUUAGCAUAGCUUCAAAUAAUGUUAUGAAAAAACCAUAAAAUUCGUUAAAUUAAAUACAUAAAAAGAAAUUUAAUUUUUAGAAAAAAAAUGUAAACUAAUUUAAAGAUUAAGAGAAAUUUGACCCAGAUAAAAAUUACGAUAUCACCAAUGAUAUUUUUGAGAAAAGUAACCUAAGAGAAAGCAUAGUGCUAGAAAAAUCAGAAAAUUUUAAGCCUAGCAAUUAUAAAACUACUUCUAAGUAAAAUAGUAUGGUUAUAGCAGAUACUUAAAAAGAUGUUUUAUAAGAGAGUGUUAUUUAAGAUUCAAAAUCCUCCUCUAAACUUUUUAUUGACCUUCCUUAAGAUUAACAACAAAAAAUAAUAGAAGAGAGAAAUAAACUUAUUGAAGAUCAAAAGAAACUUAAUAGAUCUUAUAUUUAUUCAAAAGCAGAUGACUUUUGA